AAUACCGAUGCCUUGUCUUGGAAGAAAUUUCUUGCUUUGCGGAUACACUUUCAGUUGGCUACGGCGGGGUAGAAUCCAGUUUGCGGCCGGCGUCCGAUGCUGGCAAUGGUGCUUUCAGACUGUUCGUGUCCCUGUCCGUUUCUGUGAGCAAUGUUUGGUAGACGUCAGGGACCCAUGCUUACCAACCAGUAUGCUUCGAUGUUUUUUUCGUCCCAGACAGUCAUUAAUGGGAGUGGCUGUUCUUUGGGCUGUAUUACUUCCCCACUAGCCCCCUUUUGGAGUAACGAAUCUACAAGGUGGAGAGUCCCAUGCACUCAGAGGCUACCGUUUAAUGAUGUAUCACUUGUUUCUGUGGAUCCUUCGAUGGCUUCGAAGUGAGUGUGAGCUUCACUGUCGAUGUUUUUUGGGUUGAUCGCAGCAGAGGCGCCGUAUGUGGGCGUUCACGCGAUUUGGAUUGUCGAAGUUUGUUGCGAUGUCCUCAGCAGCGGAGAACUCAGGUCCUACUGGUUGUGACGAAUUUCUUGUCCGAAACUGUGUGAGAUAAUUAACAGCGGUCUUAACAAUAUCGGGGUUGAAGACUUUGUCGGCAUGGAUGCGACUGUUGUUGUGGUUGAAGAUGGAGCGCGGCACAGCCACGUUGGGCAAGGCGAGGUAGCAAGGAACAGCACCAGCGGAGUUCUGGCUUUCUUUUCCAGAAUGCUGGCGAGGAUUGCAAGUUACAUCACCCGGACACGACAUUUCUUUGUCUUCACAGUGUUCAGGGGAGGAAAUGUGGAAAUCAAGGAAGACAGAAGAGUUGUUUCGAAGACCGAGGUCAAGGUCAAGGAAAGUGUGCUUGUGGAAGCUUCUGGAGCUUUUGAGCCCGAACUUGUUGAAAUACUUGUCUCUCAACAGGAGGCAGUCAACCAUAGCCUUCCUGGUGUUGAUUCGAAGGUGGUGGUGCUCAACCCUGAUGAUUGUGGAAGUGAAUCUAUCGAGCAAACAAAGGAAGACGAGCAAUUAGAAAUUUCCAAUGCUCAUUUGCCAAUUUUGGAUGCCGAGGGUUAUGUUGCUUGUACAAUUGAGGAUAUGUUAGCUACUGGGCAAGUCACAACUGAUCCCCUCCAACAGAAACUAACUGCGGUGCCCCUUGAUUUUGAGGUCGUGGGACUCCAUCUUGAGGACCAUGGAUACAAAAUAGCCAAUCACAUGAAGGUUGCAAAGGAGUUAGAAACUUGUGGAGCUGACGAGCUAGCUCUAAGCUUUGAUAACCAUGAGGAAUGGGAUAUUGAGCAUAAAUCAGCCUCUGACCAGCCCACAAGCGAUCUACGCCAACACGUCUUAACUUCUGCAACCUGUGAACCUGUCAUUGCAUUACCCCUGGACCUUGACACGGUAGACCAUCUCGAAGGAGACGCACAGCGAACUGGCCUCGUACAAGAACAAAAUGCGUUUCAAGGAGAGUCUGUACAAAAUGUAAUUAGUGAGAAAUGUAUAAUUUUCCAAACUCCAUCUCCCAUCGCCGAUGCAAACGAUUCUACUACGGACAAGCUCCGUGAUUCGGCGAAAGACGACGCCCCGGAAUCGCCGAAGUUGAGUGCAAGCUUGCCGAAGCUGAAUACAUCAGUCUCCAUAGACCAGCUCAAUGCCACCGUUGGGGAGCAGUUGGUGAAGCACUUGAGGGAUCUGGAGAGGGUCAGUGUCACUGGGAAGCCGGAGUCACACGCAACUUGGAAUUCAAGGACGACUCACAAGAGAGCCAUCAUCUUAGCCACUCUAGUUGCGGUUGCAGUGUGGGCUAGAAAUGCAAAGCAGUUGCAUGAAUCCAUGCCUCGCAUCCGAGGCUCCGCCAUCAAUAUGCAUAUCAGGAGCCGUUUGUAACUGAGUUCAGGGACUGCGAACAUCUGCACUGCUUCUCCGAACAUGAAGAGAGCCACAACGGCUGAUCUUCAGGUCUCAGACAAGUUGUUUUUCUGCCUUGACAAUGAAUAUGGAAAUUUGUUGCCGUGUUGGGGUGCCUUCCAUCAUCUGCACCAUAGCCAAGCCAAGCAUACCCACUUUUUCACUCUUUUCUUCCUUUGUCACAACGGUACAUUUCACUGAGGCAAAUGAAUGCCCCCACCUUGAAUAGUUUAUUAGUUCACACAGAAUGAAUAGCCAUGAUCCGUGCCGAACGGUGCAUUCUUGUAAAAGGAAUCAAGCCGUGAAGUAUAUGUGUAUAUGUGUAUAUGUGUAUAUUUAUAUAUGAAGUGUAAUCUUGCACCUUAAGUUUGCCUAAAAAUAAGGUGUAAGGUACAAGCUUACAAUUAUAAAGGUUCCAACUUGGAGUA
Molecule: messenger RNA, 2309 nt
Organism: Physcomitrium patens
Lineage: Eukaryota; Viridiplantae; Streptophyta; Bryopsida; Funariales; Funariaceae
Source: RefSeq, a predicted model, not a curated record